AGUCCAGCUUCCACAAUGACCGGUGCAGCUCACACUGCUCCUGUGCGACUCUUAGUCCUUGUCCUGUUGUCGUGCUGUGUGAGCUGCUCAGGAGGAAAGCGUGUGUUUAAAUGUCCUUCAGGAUGCACCUGUACCACGGAGACCAUCAUCUGCGUCGGAUCAUCCUUCAUCCCCAGGACAGUGCCAGCAGACAUCAGCUCUCUGAGUAUUGUUAAUGGAACUUUCCCAGAAAUCAGAGAAGCUACAUUUGCUCUGAUGCCAUCACUGCACUUGCUGCUCCUUAACUCCAACUCCAUCUCCUGCAUAAAGGACGACGCUUUCUCAGGGCUUCCUCGCCUCGAGUACCUAUUCAUCGAGGGGAACAAGAUAGACGAGAUCAGCAAACACACCUUCAGAGGACUUCGAGACGUCACACACCUGUCUUUAGCGAACAACAAUAUGAAAAGUUUACCCAAAGGCCUGUUCUCUGACCUGAACUCUCUCAUCGAGCUAGAUUUGAGAGGAAACCGGUUUCAAUGUGACUGCCAGUCCAUGUGGCUGAUGUUGUGGCUGAAGAAGACGAAUGCGACGGUUUCAGAUGUCUACUGUGCAGAUCCGGAGGAGACGAAAGGCAUCUUACUGAAGGAUUUCCCUGAGAAACACACCAAGUGUGUCUCCACCGAUUUCAUUCCUCAUCAGACCAUAAACACUCAGUCAAUGUCAGCGGACAUUUUCUCCUAUAAAGAGGACGUGUACGUGGCUCUGGCCGUGCCGAACUCGGACAGCUGUAUCAUCAUGGAGUGGGAUCACAUCGAAACCCACUUCAGGCCUUUCGAUAAUAUCACAGGACGGUCCGUGAUUGGUUGCAGGUCGGUGCUGAUUAACGAGCAGGCAUUCGUGAUCGUCGCUCAGCUCUUCGACGGUUCGCGCAUCUAUAAAUUCGACCAGGAGCUGAACCAGUUCACCAAAUUCCAAACGGUAGAAAUGCUCAACGUGUCCAAGCCAAAUGACAUCGAGGUGUUCCGACUCGGAGAGGAUUGGUUCUUCCUGAUCGUGGACAGCUCCAAAGCAGGCAUGUCCACCCUGUUCAAGUGGAACAACACCGGCUUCUUCCCGUAUCAGUUUCUCCACGAGUGGUUCCGAGACACGGACGCAGAGUUCGUCGACCUGGACGGGAAAUCCGUUCUCAUCCUGACGAGCCGUUCUCAGGCUCCUGUAAUCUACCAGUGGAACAAGAGCACGCAGACUUUUGUCUUCUUUGAGGAAAUACCAAACAUGGACGACAUGGUGAGCGUUAAAGCCUUCAGGAUCGACCGUGUCCUCUUUUUGGCUCUGGCCUGCUACAUCGGAGACUCGAAGGUUCUCAAGUGGACCGGGAAGCGGUUCGAGGAAGUUCAGGGCUUCCCGUCACGUGGUGCGAUGGUCCUCCAGCCGUUCAGCUUCAGAGAUCAGCACUAUCUGAUCCUGAGCAGUGAUUACUCCUUCUCUCAGAUCUUCAGAUGGGACAAGGAGAAGGGUUUCUUCAUUAAAUUCAGGGAGGUGUACGUUCAGUGGCCUCGUUCUUUUACUCCGUUAUCGACCGGUCAGCGUGAUUUUCUCCUCGGCACCAGUUUUAAGGGUAAAACAAAAGUUUUCGAACACGUCUCAGUUGAUUACAGCUGAUGAGGUUAAGAGCACUGUAGUCUGACGUAGAGCUGGGCGAUAAUCAGCUUUUACUGACAACAACAUUUCAUCUGUUUUAUUGAAGUAUUUUUUUUUAUUUUUUUAUAUUAUUAUUAUUAUUAUCUAUAUACUCAGUAUUGUUUAUAGUUUCUCUCCAGCAUUGCUAAUAUUUCCCUUUCUUUGAGCACAGGUUUAAUCCUGAUCUCAACCAAUCAGGGCAAGUCUUGAGGCAAAAAGGAUCGGAGGUGAAGUGACCUCAGUUAAAUAAAUAUACACUGUGAGUCUGGUUUAGAAGUAAUCUUCUAGCCAUCUUUUGCCACUUAAGGGACCGUUUACAUCACUUUUUACAUAACGUUUAAUAUAACGGAGUUUAUUUUCAUGUGAAAGGGAAUUUUGAAGAAUUCUCCUUUACAGUUUCAGUCCUUCAAUGUGAGCCAAACUGAGGUGUGUUCAGGACGGAUGUCUUAAACCCUUUUCCCACAGAACGUUGGCUCAGUCCCAGCUGCUUCCUCCGUCAUAGCUUUUGUUUGCACAAACCCAAAUUAUUUUCCAAUGAAUUCACUAUUUGUUUUCCACAAAGCCUCUGAGGUGAUCAGUGACCUCAAGAUGCUCGAGAAGUCGCCACAAAUUGUUUAAUUGGAGUCCAUUUUAGAAAACGUUGGUCAGAAUAAAUCAGGUGCACUGAUACAGGUUUAUGUAGCAUGUAGCGUUAUUCCAAGAUUAAAAGGAAAGUAACUCGUGACCUCAUAGUUAUCUCAUGGCCACACGUCUUUAAAACAAACGCUCCUGUGUCACCUCAGUGGCUCCUCCACAUAUAACCACAUGAGUAAAUGAAAGCACAGCGACUGUGAUGUUGACUAAACAAACGCACUGUAUGUGUUCAGUACACCAACAUGGCUGUUUGCUCAGGUUCCCAUCACCUUUCUGUCGCGUCCUGAUGGACAAAUGACAAAUGAUUGUACUUUAAAACCCCAGUUUAAUAUUUUAUCAGAGUGUGAACAUUAGCAUAUCGCCCAGCUCUACUCUUGUGAAAUUAUGACUUAAGACUAAAUACAUUUGAAUCGUUCCCUGAUGAAGAUAUACAGAUAAUAAUCCUGUCUUGGGCUGUGCAAUAUUAUAUCAGUAAAAAAAAUAAAUUAUAAUAAUAAUAAUAAUAAUAUAAUAAUAAUAAUCUGGCCUUUCUGUCUUGCCUGGAAGAGGCUUCAACAUGGUGCAUGUCUAUAUUUCUCAGUAUGCAAUGAUUUUACAUUUACUGUUAUAUUAAAUCAAU
This is a messenger RNA of Tachysurus vachellii, 2911 nucleotides long. It is a transcript of the gene lgi2b, whose product is annotated as leucine-rich repeat LGI family, member 2b. Gene Ontology annotation, biological process: inhibitory synapse assembly. The transcript has 8 exons. Gene Ontology annotation, molecular function: protein binding. The record is from RefSeq and is a predicted model, not a curated record. Bases 16 to 1641 code for a protein of 541 amino acids. NCBI's taxonomy places the organism in Eukaryota, Metazoa, Chordata, Actinopteri, Siluriformes, Bagridae.